CAACCCUUCCACACAACAUGUCUUCCAAACUCCCAACAUCAGCCCUAUUAGUCCUCCUCUCCAUCAUCAUCUACUCCCAAUCACCAGUCCUACUACAACUCCUUGGCCAAGCCAACAUCGACAAAACCAGACUCAUCAAAUGGUCCAACAGCAAACCCUUGAACAACCACGACUGCAAAGUCAUGCACCAAGCAGAUGCAUGUGAGGACGUCAAGAUCCAUUAUGCAUCCAACACUGCAUUUCUCGCCUGUGGAGAUCCAAUCGGCCGCACCAAUUGGUAUCCAUGCGCAGGAGUCCGUCACCCGGAAAAACGAGCAGAAGCUUCGUUUCGUGAACAGUUGUUCAAAUAUGAUAUUAAAAGCGGGUUGACGACAAAGUUGGAGUUGGAGGGGUUUGAUGGGGAUUUCAUCACGCAUGGGAUUGAUGUUUAUGAGUUUCCGGACGACUCUACGAAAGUCCACAUCUUCGCCGUCAAUCACGGUCGAACAGGAGACUCGAUCGAGAUCUUUUCUCACAACCUAGGUUCCAAUACAGCCAAACUGAUCAAGAAAGUCACCCAUCCAAAUAUCAAGACCGCCAAUGGUGUCUCUGCAAUGGGUCCUUUCGACUUCUACAUCACCAACGACCACUACUUUGCCCGUGGCCCGCUACGCGUUCUUGAAGAAACAUAUGGCCCUUUUACCUGGUCGACAAACGUCCAGUAUUGUGACGCGAAUAACCCUGAAGUAAUCUGUAAACAAGCAACCGGAACAUUUCCUGGCGCCAACGGGAUCAAUUCAUGGAAUGAUCGACUUUUCGUGGGAGAUGCGAGAAAUGGAACUGUGACGGUAUUUCAAAUCCAGGAGGAUAGGAGUUUGACAUGGUUAAGACAAAUUGACCUAGGAGCCGCAGCGGAUAAUAUCAAUAUUCUACCUACGACCGGUGAUCCCAUUGUUGCAGUCUUUCCGACAUUAGAAGAUUUGCCUGCAUAUCUCGAUAAUGUGCGUUCACUGGGAAAGGACUUCCUUGUUCCUGCUGCAGCACUGCGACUUGAUAGUUCUAGGGACUAUACGCCGGAACUGAUUUAUUUUGACGACGGGUCAGUUGUCAGCUUUAUGACUACGGGGGCGGUUGACCCGUAUAAUCGGCUGUUUAUCGCUUCGAGCGUUUUGCAGUUUGGCGGGUUUGCGGUUUGUAAGUUACGGCCAGGAGCUGUUGUAUAGAAUAGAAAUGAUGAUUCCAUAUGAGAAGGAAUAUGAAGUAUUAAACGGUAG
Molecule: messenger RNA, 1253 nt
Organism: Exophiala mesophila
Lineage: Eukaryota; Fungi; Ascomycota; Eurotiomycetes; Chaetothyriales; Herpotrichiellaceae
Exons: 6
Coding region: 18-1202 (394 amino acids)
Molecular function (GO): arylesterase activity
Source: RefSeq, a predicted model, not a curated record